AUGCGUCUCAUUGUUGCUCGAAACUUAGAGAAAAAUGAAUGGAACAUUGACAAACUGUUAUGUAAGUUUAAAUUGGAACUUGAAGCCAGAGAGAGAUGUAACACAAUCCCCGAAAGUAGUUCACCCAAGCCAUUUGAAAAUAGAAGCGAACGUUAUAGAGGGAAAUUGCCCUAUUCGUCAUCAACAUUGUUCUCUGGGAAAGGUCCGUCAUCUGUGCCAUACUGUAGUUAUUGUUCGAAGCAGCAUACAUCAGCAUCGUGCCCUAUUGUUACAGAUGUAGCUGCCCGUAGAGCAAUUCUAAGGAAAAAAGGGAAAUGUUUCUUAUGCCUCAGGUCUGGUCAUAUUAUAAAACAUUGUGACUCUCAGUAUAAAUGCCAAAAGUAUAGUGGUCAUCAUCAUUUAUCAAUCUGUGAAAAGAAUGCCAAUAAACCCCCUGUCCCGGGAGGCAAGAUAGAACAACAACAUGAGCCUGUGAGACAACUGCAAGUUAAUCAACCCAGUACUAAAUCAGAAACUGCACAGGGAACCCAAACUGAAACAUCUACUAUGUAUGUUGAGAGUAAUACAGCAGUUCUUCUACAGACAGCUCAGAGCUUAGUGGGCAAAGUUGGAAGUGAAUUAGUUGGAAAGCAUAAAGCUCGAAUUGUGUUUGAUUCAUGUAGUCAGCGAUCCUACAUAUCAAAUAGAUUGAGAAAUACCCUGAAUUUAGAGACGGUUGAGUCAGAAAACCUACUUAUUAAGACUUUUGGUGAUGAAGCUCCUAAAGUCCUCACAUGCAAUAGAGUUAAGUUCGCAGUAACAGAUACAAAAGGAAAUGAUAUUACGAUGGAUGCAUACAGUGUACCUACAAUCUGCAGUCCAAUUAGCAAUCAGUCAAUUAAAGUCGCACUUGAAGAAUACCCACAUCUUCGUGGUUUGAAUCUCGCAGGUACCCCAAGUAUGCCUGACGGUAGUGAUGUAGAAGUGGACAUAUUAAUAGGUGCAGAUUACUACUGGAAAUUCAUAACUGGCACAACAAAACGUGGUGCAAAACCUGGUCCUGUAGCUGUCCUUACUAGACUGGGAUGGGUACUGUCUGGACCUGUGAUCCAAGAGAAUCAGAGAAACCCUAGCUGUACGACCAACCUUAAUGCAACCCAUGUACUCCGUAUUGAUGCAGAACCAGUUAUAACUAACCCAACUGACAGUCUGUACAAUCAAUUAGAAAAAUUAUGGGAUCUUGAAACACUAGGAAUUCGAGACAACGAGCUUACCACCGAGUCUAAGUUUAUGGAAGAAAUAAUCUUCAAUGGAAAACAGUAUGAAAUUAAACUACCUUUUCGAGAAGAACACCCACUACUACCUGACAAUCAUACUGGCUCUGUGAAACGGUUUAAUUCCUUGAUAACCCGACUGAAGGCUAAACCCAAUCUUCUACAGGAGUAUGACAAUAUAAUAAAAGAUCAAAUAAAGUCUGGUGUUGUGGAAUCUGCUAAUAACGUCCUUGUUCCGGUUGGAAACGUUCAUUACCUUCCUCAUCGCGAAGUCAUUCGGGAAGAUAAGAAUACAACAAAAGUCAGAGUUGUAUACGAUGCAUCAGCAAAAGGUUCUGGAACAAGUUUGAAUGACUGUCUACAUACUGGACCAUCCCUCAACACCUUGAUCUUUGAUAUUCUGGUUCGAUUCCGUGUAUAUAAAGUAGCGAUGAUCGCAGAUAUCGAGAAAGCGUUCUUGAAUAUUGCUAUCUCACCAGAGCAUCGAGAUUAUUUACGCUUCUUUUGGAUCGAUGACAUUCAUGACACAAGCCCCAACAUUGUAACCUUAAGAUUUGCUCGAUUAGUGUUUGGUCUUACCUGCAGUCCAGCCAUCUUGAAUGCUGUACUCCAUCAUCACCUUACUCAAUAUUCCACCAUUGAUCCAACCUUUGUUACCAAAGUACUAAAGUCCCUCUACGUGGACGAUCUUGCGUCUGGUUCAAAUAAUCCGGAAUCGGCCUUGGAAUUGGCGAAGAAGAUCAAAACCCGAUUGUCUGAAGGUGGUUUCAAUAUGCGUAAAUGGAUGAGUAACAGCAAAGAAUUAAUGACAGAGUUUCAAAAUGAUCCACAAUUUUCAGAAAGUCUUCAACAACCGUCUAAUUUACCGAGUUCAGUAAAGGAGGAAGAUCAAGGAUAUUCAAGGUCAAUCGUCGACCCGCAGCAACUCGACUCCCACCCUCGUGUCUUAGGCCAAGUAUGGAAUCCCCAAACGGACACUUUAAUUAUGAUUUUUUCUGCGGCCUUGAAGAAUGUCGAGACAAAUUCUAUCACGAAGAGAAGCAUACUAAGCAUCGCAGCAAAGUUUUAUGACCCGUUAGGUCUUAUAUCUCCAGUCACCCUUCGAUUCAAACAAAUGUUGCAAGAGUUGUGUAAGAGCAAAGUCGACUGGGAUGAACCACUGAAUGACGAAUUCUGCGAAGAAUGGAAUAAGAUUGUCCAGAAAUUGAAAGAAGCCAACAACAUGAGUAUCCCAAGAUGUUAUUGUCCAGAUUCUUUCAGUGGUGAAAUAAAGUCAACUGAGUUGCAUUCCUUUGGAGAUGCGUCCGAAAGUUCUUACGGUGCGUGUGUCUACGUAAGAUGUGAACACUCAGAAGGUAUUCAUUGUGAUCUAGUUGCUUCAAAAACAAGAGUGGCCCCAAUGUCGAAGCAGACAAUUCCUCGGUUGGAAUUAUUAUCAAGUCUUCUAGCAUCCCGGUUAACUGAAAGCGUGAAGACAGCCUUGAAUGACGUCAAGAGAAUCGAUUCAGUCACCUAUUGGUCUGAUUCAACUGUAGUGCUUAGUUGGAUACGAAAUUCUAACAAAGAAUUCAAACAAUUUGUUGAAAACCGAUUAUUAGAGAUAAGAACACUGGCACCCCCCGAAUUAUGGAAGUAUGUACCUACAACAGCAACCCAGCUUGUAGAAAACAAAUUGUGGUGGAAUGGUCCUGAAUUUUUGAUAAAGUCUAAUGAACAUUGGCCAUCCCAACCUUCCAAUUCCCAAGAGGACGAUUCCGAGUUAAAAUCUCCGCGAGUAAGCGUUAAUACGUCAAUCGUUAAUGUCGCACAAAUUCCAAAUAUCACGGAAUUGAUAAAUACCUUGGAAUACAGCACUAUUGGAAGAUUACUUCGAGUUACAGCGUAUGUCCUACGUUUUAUUAACAAUCUCAAGAAACGCGUAGAGAAUCUUGAUACCACGGUUGGACAGAUUACCUGUGAGGAGAUCGACAGCGCAGAACUGAAAUGGAUUAAAGACAUUCAGCAUCCAAUGUCCAAACAAGCAAAUUAUCGAAAAGUAAAGGAGUCUUUAAACUUGUUCGAAGAUAAAGAGAACAUUAUACGAUGCCAUGGACGAAUAUAA
Paramuricea clavata is the source of this 3354-nucleotide messenger RNA. The record is from the annotation of a GenBank genome assembly. NCBI's taxonomy places the organism in Eukaryota, Metazoa, Cnidaria, Anthozoa, Malacalcyonacea, Plexauridae.